Molecule: messenger RNA, 910 nt
Organism: Megachile rotundata (alfalfa leafcutting bee)
Lineage: Eukaryota; Metazoa; Arthropoda; Insecta; Hymenoptera; Megachilidae
Gene: crcp
Product: CGRP receptor component
Biological process (GO): transcription initiation at RNA polymerase III promoter
Cellular component (GO): RNA polymerase III complex
Molecular function (GO): nucleotide binding
Source: RefSeq, a predicted model, not a curated record
UAUCUUGUAGAAAAUUAUUAUAUUUAAAAAUAUAAAAUGUAAUAUAAAAAUUAUAUAUAAGCUUGAUUUGUUUAACGAAGAAUCAGUACUAAUAAUUAGGUACAAAAUUUAAAUGUCGCGCUUGAGAUUGCUAAUUCAUCAUCGGUGCGCCCUCUUGAACAUAACAUUCAUAAAUCGAAUUUGCUUUCUGUGAAGGAAAUUUGUGUUAUUAUAGAUUUGUUAUUACGAAUACUAUUUUUAUAUACUGCAAUUAAUAAUACCUUAAGAAGUUUCUAUGUUAUUACUUAGUAUUAAUAAAGUUAUAAUAAAUGCGAAUACAUAACCUUAUACUUGAAGUAUUGUUAUUAUAACCAAAUUACAAUUAAAUAUUUGUAUGAUAUGGAAGUACUCAAAGAAUGUUCGGCAUAUUUAAGUAAUUAUGAAGUUUUGGACAUUUUGCAAAAUAUAAAGGCAAAUAAAAAACAAAAAAUGAAACAAAACCAAUUGGCAACCAUAACUUAUCAGACUGUAAGGUACUUGGAAGAAACACCAUGUAAAGGUCAAUCUCCAGAAAAAAUUAAAAAUUUUCUGAAAGCAGUGGAAUCUUUUAAGUUGACAAAAUGUGAAAAACUAACUCUUUUAAAUUUGUGUCCCAAAACACCUCUUGAAAUACAAUUGAUUGUAGAGGAUAGUGAAGACCGUUUAACAGAAGAAGAAGUACUAUCUUUACUUCAAGUGAUAACAAAUUAUUUAGGUGAAGAUCAGUUGGAUGAUAAAGAUGGGUAAUAUGUUUUUGCAUUUUAACUUUCCACCUUUUAAAACAUUUUAUAUGUUAGGUACAUCUUGUAUGUUAUGUACAUUUUAUUUGUAAUAAACGGAAAUAAAAAUAGUAUAAUAUUAAAUACAAUUAUGCAAGUAAAAUUGGCCCAUU